This is a messenger RNA of Triplophysa rosa, 2167 nucleotides long. RefSeq names its product zinc finger, RAN-binding domain containing 2 (gene zranb2). The record is from RefSeq and is a predicted model, not a curated record. The coding region runs from base 198 to 1148 and encodes 316 amino acids. Gene Ontology annotation, molecular function: RNA binding; lipopolysaccharide binding. Gene Ontology annotation, biological process: RNA processing. The transcript is spliced from 9 exons. NCBI's taxonomy places the organism in Eukaryota, Metazoa, Chordata, Actinopteri, Cypriniformes, Nemacheilidae.
CGUAGGGAGCUCGCUGGGUUUUGAACGCAACCCACGUGUCGCUUUCGUUCACGGUAGCCGAUGUGUUACUGUCUGACCUACAUACGCGUUUACAUACUUAAUGGUGUCGUUUUGGUGCUGUAAGCACAUAUUAAUAUUCGUAAAGUGUUCUUCUUAUCAUCUUUGGUGGAUCGUGGCGUGCAGUCGAGAGGACGAACAUGUCAGGAAAGAGUUUUCGCGUUAGCGACGGUGACUGGGUUUGUCCCGAUAAAAAAUGUGGAAAUGUCAACUUUGCUAGAAGAACGAGUUGUAACAGAUGCGGCAGGGAAAAAACAGUUGAAGCAAAGAUGAUGAAAGCAGGGGGAACAGAGAUUGGAAAGACCCUGGCUGAGAAGAGCAGAGGUCUCUUUAGUGCAAAUGACUGGCAGUGCAAAACGUGUGGCAAUGUAAACUGGGCCAGAAGAUCAGAGUGUAACAUGUGUAACACUCCUAAAUAUGCCAAACUGGAAGAAAGAACAGGCUAUGGCGGAGGAUUUAAUGAGAGGGAAGACUUGGAAUACAAAGAGCGAGAGGAAUCUGACGGCGAGUAUGAUGAGUUUGGGCGCAUUAAGAAAAAAUUUCGUGGGAAAAGCAAAAAGGACACUGAAAAGAAAGAGGAACCUGUCAAAGCUGCUAAAGUAAUUGAGGACGAUGAUGAAGAUGAUGACGAUGAAGAUGGGGAUCUUUCGAAAUACAAACUUGAUGAUGAGGACGAUGAAGAUGGAGAUUUGUCCAAGUAUGAUUUAGAUGCUAGUGAAGAGAAGAAAGAGAGUCGGUCGGACUCGUCGCGUUCAUCGUCUCGCUCGUCUAGUUCAAGCUCCCGGUCUAGGUCCAGAUCCCAGUCCAGAAGCUCAUCAAGUUCCAGGUCUCGAUCACGUUCCAGGUCCAACUCCAGAUCCAGCUCCAGAUCUGGAAAAGGCUCUGUUUCUCCAAGGAAGAGGUCUCGCUCCCCUUCGUCUUCGCCUGAAAGAGGUCAAAAGAGGAGUCGCUCCAGGUCGUCCUCUGGUGGCCGCAAAAAAAGACGUUCUCGAUCACAUUCGUCUGAAAGGUUUGGGUUUCUGUGGUGUAAAAAAGGUGUCCUGGAUACCAGGCGUCCUUUCACAUUAUGCAGUGGUCUCUCAAAGUGUUAAAGAUUUGGCUCGAAAAUGUGCUUCGCAAUGUUUCUGUACUGUUUUCAAAUUUGUUUGUGUGUUCUUGAACCAAAUCAUUUAAUUGGUCAUGGUUUUUCCCCUCUUUCUGUCUCUUUGUAGGUGCAGAGGCUCAACUGGAUCAUCCCACUCUGGCUCAAGCUCAAAGCAGAAAUGAUUAACAAAAGACACAAAUCUUUCUAAAACUGCAUGUUGUUUUUCCAACUCAUGAUUUGUGCUAUUGCCUCUACCCAACUGUUCCUAUUAAUAAUUUCCAUCAAACAAAUCUGUUCACAAACGUUACUGCCUUCUUUUUAAACAUAUUGCCAAAUCCCUGAACAAUAGAACUCUGAUUAAUAUAACUGUAGUGUCAGUCAGUUUAUAGAAAAACAUUUAAGUCUGUAACUAUAAAUGGCACAUAUCUUCUGGACAUCAUCAUUUUUUAAGGAAAUGAUGCAGAUUAUAUAAUACAGAAGUAGUUUUAUUCAUCUGUUGAACAUCCAGUUAGUACCGAAGCAUCAAUGUUGAUUUAAUGAUACAAGAUUUUUUUUGUGAUGUGGGACAACCCACGAGAAAUGUUGUCUUAAAUUACAUAACAUCAGAAAAUCCAGCAUCUAAAUGUUAUAAAGAGCUCUGAGGUGUAACAUAACCUCAUCAAAUUGUGUGUUAAAGGUAAGUAUGUGUUUUUUUGUGUGUUUGUUUUAAUACAUGUUGGGAUUUUCUUAUGACCAGAAAGAAGAAAUGCUAUGAAUGUUUCUUGGUUUACCUUCAGUGUCUUUUUUUGUUGUCUUUUUUUUAACUUUUGUUCUAAAUUUGAUCAAUCAAUAGUAGAAUACUUUGAAAUGGAUACAAAGUACUGCUAACAAUUAACAUGGUCUGUACAUCAGGGUUGGAACAUGUAGUUUAAAAUAAUUGACCCCACAUCCUCUCCAGACAACAAAUUGAUAUCACAUAAAAAUGUCCUACUGUCGUUUAAAAUUACAUUCAUGUAAUCAACAUAAAUAAACACUUGUUAAUCUGAA